AUGAAUUCUCAGAGACUGCAAGAUAACAUUGUUGUCAUACCAUAUCUGGACACACGCGCAGGCAAACCAAUAACUGGACGACCUACUCGCUGUGCAAAUGCCACAUAUGGACUUGAUACUGGCAGCACUGUGAACAUCUAUGCUCCCUUUGCCUCCCAAAUGGACUGGGACAUUGCUAAAUGGGCGAAGCUAUGCGUGCUGUUCAGUGAUCGCCUUGAGCUUUCAUAUAAGAAUUCAAAAGAGCUCAACAAGAUUAUUGACAAGGACCUUCCUGGACGACCGAAGUUCAAGUGCAAACAAAUCAUUGUCGCGGGCGAAGCAUUCGAUGUCUUCUACAGAGACAUUAUUGAAUGUAUCAAAGUGUUGUACAGUGACCCUGACUUCGCCAAUUUUCUGGUAUUUGCACCAGAGCAUCACUAUACUGAUGAAGAUCAAACUGUACGGUUGUUUCAUGACAUGCACACCGGCCAGUGGUGGUGGGACACGCAAUGCUUGAUCAAAGACUGUCCAGGCGCCACGAUCAUUCCCGUUAUUAUAUCAAGCGAUAAAACCCAGGUGACAAUGUUCAGGAAUAAAAGUGCCUAUCCUCCAUCCCGUCACGCCCAUAUCCUUUUGGCAUAUUUGCCCACCACCCACCUUGAGCACAUUGUAAACAAAGCUUCGAGACACUGUACUGUCGCAAACCUCUACCAUGCAUGUAUGAGUCGCAUACUGGCUCCACUCAAGACUGCUGGUAUUGAUGGGCUGAUGAUGAGUAGUGGUGAUGGCGUACAAUGUCAUUGUCAUCCUUUGUUCGUGUGCUUUGCUGGCGACUAUCCCGAGCAAUUACUUGCUACUGGAGUGAAGGCAAUGGAGUGCCCGAAAUGUGACAUUCCUACUGAGGAACUCGGGAGUAACACAGCACCAUUCAAGAUAUGCAACCUUCACGCUGUUUUGGAUGCUCUUGCCCGGGUUGACGAUGGUGACCUGGCAUUUGUACAGGCAUGUCGUGAAGCUGGAAUUAAACCCAUCAUUCACCCAUAUUGGGAGGAUCUCCCUCACGCAAACAUUUUUCAGGCAAUCACACCUGACGUGUUACAUCAGAUAUAUCAAGUCAAAUAUGCUGGUUUUCUCCUCGGUAUCAUUAUCAACAUUCGACUUCCUGGAAAUCUUGCUUCGUCUCGCCUCCUCAAGGCCAUAUGUGGUCUUCUGGACUUCCUUUACCUCGCACAGUACCCGUGCCAUAGCUCUGAGACGCUACUUUUACUGGAUGAAGCUUGUGCUCUCUUUUACAACAACAAAGAUAUAUUCAUUGACCUCGGGAUCCGAAACAACUUUAACCUCCCGAAGCUCCAUUCAGGACGCCACUACUCGACUAUGAUUCAAACUUUUGGAACAACAGAUAAUUAUAAUACGGAGUACACAGAACGGCUGCAUAUUGAUCUUGCCAAGGAUGCCUACCAUGCGACUAAUCAUAAGGACGAAUUUACGCAGAUGACGAAGACCGCCCUCGCUCGUUAUAUUGCACAACAACAGAAUCCAAAUGAGGCGAUCACUCGUCAGUGCCUGGAAAAACUUGCUGCAGGUAUCCAUCUGCCUUUCCAUGCUGUCCCUGUACACCAUAAGAUAAAGUGGUUGUCGACUGAUGCUCAGGGACACGGCGAUCUGCUUGUCACAGUGGAUAGCAUACAUGCUAGACCCCAUCGCAAUGCCCUAUGA
Molecule: messenger RNA, 1698 nt
Organism: Suillus subalutaceus
Lineage: Eukaryota; Fungi; Basidiomycota; Agaricomycetes; Boletales; Suillaceae
Exons: 9
Coding region: 1-1698 (565 amino acids)
Source: RefSeq, a predicted model, not a curated record